CAAAACGAAGCCCAAAAGGCGCAUAAGCCGAUGUGCGGCCGACUGCCGUACCAGAAUCAACGAUAAAACCAAAACCACACACCGCUCUGCCGCUCCGAUCUCUUCGCCGCCGGAGACAGCCACAGAGAGUUGUGUUCUCAAAGCGGCGCGGCCAUUGCUCGGAGGACUGUAGAGAUGCUGAAGCGGAGGAGGAGAGCGGUGGUGGAGCUGAGGAAGUUGCUCACCUGCGCCAUAUGCUUUAUAGCGCUACUAGCCUUGCUUUCUGUCCAUCUUCACUUUUUCCCCUCCUCCAAAGUCCCUGGCUUCUCCGAUUCUCACAAGCUCCCUGCGCAACAUGAAUUCAAGCACCAGAGGUUGGGCACCGAGAAUAGCUGGACUCAGGAGCUUGUUCCGCCUCAUUUGUCCAAAGCUCCUGUUGCUUCUCGCAAGUUGGGCAGUGGAAACUUGGUUUCGAGUCUGGACAAGCUAUGGAAGCCUCCAUCAAAUCGCGACUUUGUACCUUGUGUAAAGCCUAGUUCCAAUUAUACAUCUCCUGGGAAGUCGCAAGGUUAUCUCCUAGUUCAUACCAAUGGUGGACUCAAUCAAAUGCGUGCUGGGAUAUGUGACAUGGUAGCUGUGGCUCGUAUCAUUAACGCUACCCUUGUAAUUCCAGAACUUGAUAAACAAUCAUUUUGGCAGGACACUAGCAACUUCUCAGAUGUUUUUGAUGAAGAUUAUUUUAUCAAUGCUCUUGAUAAGGAUGUAAAAGUGAUAAAAAAGCUUCCUAAAGAAUUGGCUACUGCUACCAAGACAGUGAGGCAUUUUAGAAGUUGGUCUAGUAUGGAUUAUUAUGAAGAGGAGAUAGCUACCCUUUGGGGAGAAUAUCAGGUCAUUCGAGCUGCAAAAUCUGAUUCACGCUUGGCAAAUAAUAAUCUACCUUCCGAUAUACAGAGGCUCCGAUGCCGUGCUUGUUAUCAAGCCCUCCGUUUUGCACCUAAAAUUGAGGCCAUGGGGAAAUUUCUGGUGGAUCGAAUGAGGUCCCAUGGUCCAUAUAUUGCUCUACAUUUACGAUUUGAGAAGGAUAUGCUUGCCUUUAGUGGAUGUACACAUGAUUUAUCUCCUGCUGAAGCAGAUGAGCUAAGGAUGAUUAGAGAGAAUACUUCUUAUUGGAAGGUAAAGGAGAUUGAUCCUUUGGAACAGAGAUCCAAAGGGUUUUGCCCAUUGACUCCAAAGGAGGUUGGUAUAUUUCUUAGUGCACUUGGCUACCCAUCAAAUACUCCCAUAUACAUUGCAGCUGGAGAGAUUUACGGUGGUGAUUCACAUAUGUCCGAUCUGCAAGCACGGUAUCCAUUACUGAUGAGCAAGGAAAAAUUAGCAUCUGUUGAGGAGCUCGAACCAUUUGUAAAUCAUGCGUCUCAGAUGGCUGCCCUGGACUACAUUGUGUCUGUUGAGAGUGAUGUUUUUGUUCCUUCAUAUUCUGGAAAUAUGGCAAGAGCAGUUGAAGGUCAUCGGCGAUUUCUUGGACAUAGGAAAACAAUAUCUCCUGACAGGAAAGGGCUUGUUCGUUUGUUUGACAAACUUGAUCGAGGAACAAUGAGAGAAGGGAAAAAUUUGGCCAACCGAAUAAUUGAGAUGCACAAAAGAAGGCAAGGCUCUGCGAGGAAGAGAAAAGGUCCCAUUUCAGGAACCAAGGGCAUGGACAGGUUCCGCUCAGAAGAAGCAUUUUACGUUAACCCUUUGCCAGAUUGUUUAUGUCAAAGAGAAUUGUCAAAUGGGAAUAUGACUUCCAUUUUCAGAUAGUUCAACCGAAUAGCGAGACAAAAUGCUUCUGUAGCAAGAUGUACAGGCAGUUGAUGGGGUCACCGGUUUGUACAUCAUUACGGUAUGCCAGCUAUGGCGUGGCGGGGAUGACGAUGGUGUGUGUAUAACCUGAGUUUUGGUAGCUGGCGGUGGUAUACAAGGUUUGAUGGACAAUCCCCUUUACUCAGAGUAGGCUGAGGGGGAGGGGAGUAAUAGGAGAUUGGACAAAUUUUGAAAAGUUUCCGAGGUCACUCCAUUUGGGGGAAUGGGGGAAGGAGGUGGUUAAUAAGCAUAAUUGUUUUCAUGUUAUAGUAAAUUUAAUGCAAUAAUGUGGAAAGCAUUGAAGCAAUUAAAUUAAUUUUAUUUUUAACGAUUCUUUUCAUCCAAGUUUUUAUGAUUAGUUUUAGUGUUUCACUUGUUUUUCAAAUUGCAACUCUGGCUCUUUUAUCGGCUGGAAAACUUCGAGGCGAUUGUAUGAGGCCCAGUUUGGGCAGUUGUAACAUUCUCUUCCAUUACAAAGAUGAGCAGACAUAUGAAAUUUGAAUGCAA
Molecule: messenger RNA, 2328 nt
Organism: Momordica charantia (bitter melon)
Lineage: Eukaryota; Viridiplantae; Streptophyta; Magnoliopsida; Cucurbitales; Cucurbitaceae
Product: O-fucosyltransferase family protein
Cellular component (GO): cytoplasm
Source: RefSeq, a predicted model, not a curated record